Jaculus jaculus (lesser Egyptian jerboa) is the source of this 4240-nucleotide messenger RNA. It is a transcript of the gene Fam53c, whose product is annotated as family with sequence similarity 53 member C. Gene Ontology annotation, biological process: protein import into nucleus. Gene Ontology annotation, cellular component: nucleus. The record is from RefSeq and is a predicted model, not a curated record. The transcript has 5 exons. Lineage: Eukaryota; Metazoa; Chordata; Mammalia; Rodentia; Dipodidae. The coding region runs from base 294 to 1472 and encodes 392 amino acids.
ACGCCCCUGCGCCCUGGCGUGAUGUCCCCCGCUCUCCUCUGGGGCCGCUUGGUCCGCGCCGGCGCCUUUUAAGGGCACCGUGGGGCGAAGUGAGCGCUCAGAGCAGCUCCGGCCGCGGCCCUGGGAGCUGGAGGAGCCGCGACUCAGCAGGCAUGACUGGAGAGGGAAGUCCCAAUGGUGCUAGAAUGGUGCUGCAGUGGCAGAAGACGGCUCACGAGUGAGGUCUGGAAGAAGAACAGGAAAGACAUCCAUCCUUUGCUCCAAAGUGUGCAAGUCUAAUCCUGGGCAGAAACAUGAUAACCCUGAUCACUGAGCAGCUACAGAAGCAGACUCUGGAUGAGCUGAAAUGCACACGCUUCAGCAUCAGUCUGCCUUUGCCUGAUCAUGCAGACAUAUCCAACUGUGGGAACCCUUUCCAGCUUGUAUCUGAAGGUGCUUCCUGGAGGGGCAUGCCCCACUGUUCCUGUGCUGAGUUCCAGGACAGCCUCAACUUCAACUAUCAUCCCUCAGGCUUGAGUCUGCACCUCAGACCACCCAGCCGGGGUAGCUCUCCACAGGAACAGCCUCUUUCCCAAGUUCUAAGCCCUGAGCCCCCAGACCCAGAGAAACUUCCUGUUCCCCCUGCCCCUCCAUCGAAGAGGCACUGCCGCUCGCUCUCGGUGCCUGUGGACCUGUCUCGUUGGCAGCCAGUGUGGCGGCCCGCCCCCUCCAAGCUGUGGACUCCCAUUAAGCACAGGGGAAGUGGUGGAGGGGGUGGGCCGCAGGUGCCUCACCAGAGUCCUCCAAAGCGGGUCUCCAGCCUCAGGUUCCUCCAAGCUCCCAGUGCCUCUUCUCAAUGUGCCCCAGCCCACAGACCCUACAGCCCUCCUUUCUUCAGCUUGGCACUGGCCCAAGAUUCUUCUCGACCGUGUGCCACCUCCCCUCAGAGUGGUUCCUGGGAGAGUGACGCCGAGUCUCUGUCACCUUGCCCACCCCAGCGUCGCUUCUCCCUGUCACCAAGUCUGGGUCCACAGGCAAGCCGCUUCUUGCCCUCUGCCCGGAGCUCACCUGCGUCCUCCCCAGAGCUGCCCUGGAGACCUCGAGGGCUUCGCAACCUUCCCCGAAGCCGCUCACAGCCUUGUGAUCUAGAUGCCCGAAAAACUGGGGUCAAACGGCGACACGAAGAGGACCCCCGACGCCUGCGGCCUUCCUUGGACUUUGACAAGAUGAAUCAGAAACCAUACUCAGGAGGUCUCUGUCUCCAAGAAACAGCCCGGGAAGGCAGCAGCAUCUCUCCACCAUGGUUCAUGGCCUGUAGCCCCCCACCUCUCUCUGCUUCCUGCAGCCCCGUUGAAGGUUCCUCCCAGGUGCUGAGUGAAAGCGAAGAAGAGGAAGAGGGGGCUGUGCGGUGGGGACGGCAGGCACUGAGCAAGCGGACACUAUGCCAGCAGGACUUUGGGGACCUGGACCUGAAUCUGAUUGAGGAAAACUAAAACUGACAGGCUACUUCCUGGGGCCACACAGACUGACUGUCUUAUGGCUACUAACAAGUGUCAAGGCCCCAAGGCUGAGGGCCCAGCCUGGGAAAGGGGGUGAGUGGAGGGCUCCGACUCAGGGCAGCCGAAGUCAUCUCGCUCCAGCAAGCUCUACCAUGCCAAGAGACUGGCGGGGACAAGAUUAACGGAGCUGGUGGCGGGAGGGACAGCCCCAGAGCAGACCCUUCCUGUGGCGGCCCUGAGUGUGAGUAUCCCUGCCACUGAGAGAGCAAUGGGCAGGGAAGGAAGGGGUCUGCUGACCCCAGCUCGGGGAAUUUCACUAGCCCCUUUGCUUCAAAGGGCACUUGUGUCUUAGAAUUUGGCCAGGGUGGGGGGUUCAGUCAGCCUCCUUGGAGAAAUUGUGUGAGUGUGUGUGAGUGUGUGUGCGCGCAUGCAUGGGAGUACUUGAGGAAAGGUGUGUUUGUGUAGCCUUAGGGAAUGAAGGCAGUUAGUUGCUCCUUUAACAGCAGAGCAUUGGGAUACCCUAGGAUCUUGAGACAAUUGGCUUGUUCAGAGUCAAGGGCCGGGUAGGACUCUAGAUUUUCCUGUUUUCUAAAUAGCUCUGGAACCAGGCUUGAACUUCAUAGCAUCGCUGGCUCUGCAAAGGAUUCUGUUUGGGGGUUUAAAUAGGAUCUUUUGAGUGCUGUGACCUCAGCUGACUUUUUUCCUCAGUCCUGUCCUCUCUCCACUAGAUAAAUCUACUAUUGAGGGCUGCAGGAGAGUUACCACAUUUAUUCUGAGCUGGCCGUCCUUUUUUUUUUUUUUUUAAUCUGUUUGUUUAAGCUGUCUCCCUUGUUUUCUGAGUAAGUGCAAACAUGUGGGCAACUGAGGCAAAACUGAAGGGCUCCAUCUCCCUUUUCUUAACCUGGGGAUCCUUUCUUGUCAUUUCUGAUCGUUCAGGUUAGAGGUAGCAAGGCCCAUGUGUUGGUCCCCAGCAUAUGUUGAGGCAGGAGCCAUGGUAUUCAGCCCUGUGCAGACUAGAGGUGAGCCCACACCAGCACUGUUCUUUGAAAGGUGGCUGUAGGGAAAUGUAUUUUUGAGAGUUCUAGGCCCACUCUCUUUUCUGACCUGCUUGCGAAAGAGGAAGGGUGUUCAGCAUUUAAUAGUUUGCUUGUCUUCCACUCUUGCCAGGAAAUGUUUAUUUGCCUCUAAUUGGUCCUGAGAGACCACAGAGAGGCUGAGGCUCACUGAGGGAUUGGCUGAGGUUGUGUAAAGCAAAGGCUGUGAGGAGCAGCUGGGAGUUUAUUGUUGUUGGAUUGCAUUUCCUUUUUGUUUCUCACUCACAUCUUGAUCCAGGGCAGCAGGUCCCAGUGGCUGCCCUGAUAGACCUAAGGAUUGCAGGCGCCUUCCUUGGUAGGGCUGGCAUCAGUGGAUAUUCACACUGAAACUGCCACUACGGUAGUUCAUGGGGCUUUGGUUAGAAGACCCUGCGUAAACUAAUUGCCCUUUGUGUUUAUCUCAAGAAGGACAUUUUUCUGUUCAAUUUCCAGGGUAUUUCAGCACCCAGUUCCUCAUGUUAUGGAAGACCAAGGUUUAAUGUUUUUUCUUCCUUGUGAAAAUGAGCCUGAUGUUUUGUGCAUCUCCCACAUGUUAGAUAGGAAUACCAUUGAGGCCUCAGCCUCCUUGCCUCCACUUCAGGGGAGGUAGCCAUGUCUUCUUGAGCCUAUGGCCCUCAGAGGCUCUACUUUGCCAGGGCUCUUUAUGUCCUGGCUAGUUACCAUAUAUUACCACUGGGCUACCAGUCUCUAGGAGCCCGAGAGAGGCUCUCUGGAGAAUCCAGGGAAACUGAGCCCAGGAAUUGCUCAUCCCUUGGUUUCAUCCCUCCCCUGGUUCUUCUCUUUCUGUCCAUAAUUCCCUGGUGCCAGCUUGUUCUCCUGGGGCAUCCGCAUCCCUGGGCUCUCUGCUGCAGAUUUGGCUGUGCCAGCUUCCAGUAGGCCACUGGCAAGGCCAUUGGAGUCUUAUACAGGCCCUAAGCUAAAGUGAAGGCAGUAAUUCUGCCUCCAUCCUGGCUUUCCCAAAGUCCUAAGUCACCAACCUUAGGGAAGAAGGCCUACAGUUGUCAUAUUUUAAUUGCAUUAUUUUUUAAGUAUGGAAAGUUAAACUAGUCAGAACUAUUAUCUUGCUUCCCAGUCUAAGCGCCUCUGGCCCUGGAACAAGCCUUUUCAAGAAGUCAUUCAUUUUGCUUUACAUAGUAGAUCUGUUCCAACAGUUCAUGGAAACCAGAUGCUAUUUUUUGAUGCAUUUGGAUUGCUGACCAUUUAAAAGCAGCCUAUGGUUGCUUCUUUUGUAAAGCAGAUAACCUCCCUCUACUUUAGCUGUUAUAAUUAUUUGGGUUUCACAUUGGGCUUACCCAGAGUGGCGCAUACCUCCAGGGCUUGUGGCUGACGCUGUGUAGAUGUCUGCAUCUGUGUGCUGUGUGUGUGGUAUGGCUGGCCAGUAGGUGAGUAUUCCUGCGUGUGUGAGUGAAGCCACUCCCAGGCUGGUGCUCUCCUCCUGUGCCCGGUGACUGCCCAGUGGCAGCCCAGCUGCCCUUCACUCCCACCUGCUGCCAAAGUCCCUGUGCUAAUGGGAUUACAGAAACAAAAAGUGGAAAAAAAAAUUUUCGUAAACUUUGUUUUAUAUUAAAAAAAAUCCAUAAGUCUGUGUGUGUUAAAACAUGAGGUUCUGCCUCUGUGGCUGUGUUUGAAAAAUAAAGUUUUAUUAGAAUAAUCCAUUUUCCCAAGCAA